Messenger RNA from Ctenopharyngodon idella (grass carp), 2171 nucleotides. RefSeq names its product galactose-specific lectin nattectin-like. The record is from RefSeq and is a predicted model, not a curated record. Bases 1562 to 2020 code for a protein of 152 amino acids. The transcript has 6 exons. NCBI's taxonomy places the organism in Eukaryota, Metazoa, Chordata, Actinopteri, Cypriniformes, Xenocyprididae.
AAGUAUACUUAAGUGCAAUUUUAAGUAUAUUUCUAAGAAGAACGUGACAUAGAUAUGACAUCUAUGGAUAGGCACGUUCAGGAUCAGUCGUUCGCUGGGUCUGGUGUCAAUAAAAGCUUUUAUUGUACUAACAAGGAAGUUUUUCGUUCUGAAACUUACAGGAAAUUAUUAUAGUACAAUGACCUCUUAUAUAUCAAAAGCUCAAGGAAAAGUUGAUUUCUCAAUUCAUGACCUCUUUAAAAGAAGUAUACCAAUAGCACACUUGAAUAAACGUCUUUUUCGUAAGGAAUAUAGUCACUGGCCAGUAGAAAAGUAAAAAUGGUAGCACUUUACUUAAAGUGAAAAUAAGAUCAAAAACUUUCAUAUCAUGGAGAGGUGUGUUAUAAAAUGUUUGGCAUAAAUAAAUAUAGUGUUAGAUUGGAUGGAAUCUCCAUGUCAGAAAUAUCAAAUCCAGCCCCGGACACCGGAUCCUGUCAAAAGAUAUCCGUUUGUGUGUGCAACCCAGCAAACCUGUCAACAAAAAGUCUUGUCUGGAUUCUAUUCACAGUCUUCUAUCAGCCUGUUUCAUGACAUAUGGAAUUAAUGUUCUACUCAAAAUGACCCAUUUAUUAUAAGUGGUAACAAACAGUGGAUUUUUGAAUAAAUGGGUCCUUUUGAGUGUCACCGUCACUGUUGUGUGUUGUGUACCAUGUAUUGAGGUGUCUGUGUUCAGUUGGGUACCUCAUUACCUAUAUUCUGUAGAUAUGUUUGUCUUAUAAAGUGUAACACAAAGUCUACUGUGUUGUUUACUUAACUGUUUUAAGUAAACCAUACACUUUAAAAGCAUGUCUUAUUUCAGUGCUACAUUGUUUGAGUAAAAUUUACAAAGAGUGAGUAAAAUGUUCUUGAAACAGAGUAUUGCAAAGUAAACUUCAAAUGAGCAAGUAAAUUGAGUAACGUUAAAUUUACUUAUUCUCUUUGUUAAUUUUAUUUAACUUAGUAAAUUCCUUACAUGUGAAAUUUACUUUAAAAUAUAAGUGCAAAAACUUCAAAGAAAAAUUAAGAAAAUUUUACUUAUUGUUUUUUUUCAGUGAAGAAGACCUUGAACACUGAUACACUCGCAUACAAACAGGAACUCAAGACGCACAUACAUUUGAACAUUUGAUCUCUCUUAAUUGUUACUAUAAUUCUUAAUAUGCCAUAUAUGUUAAAGUUUGAUCUUUGAGUAUGAUUGGUUGCCCUGGACAUCCUGGAUUUUAUUGCCUGAUCUUGUGUGUAUAAAUAUGACACAUCUUCCUUCAAAAAAUAUGCGAAUGUUAUGGUACACAAACUCCGUGUCGGCUUGAUCAUUCUCCCUAGAUAUCUCGCACUGCUGCUGCUGCCACACAUCACAGGGGUUGAGGCGCUUGUUUUAAACUAAUGACUGAUAGCAUUCAGGAUUCAGAUAGUCUACCUGAAAAUUAUUCUAACAUUAAUUAUUCUUAGCCUGUACACACUAUUAUAAAAGCACAGCUGUUUCUGGAACUUCACAAAAUUUUCCUCUGAGAUUCUGAAGGCAACAGUUUGAAAUCCAAGGUUCAUCAUGGCAAUGCUGAGAAGUUUUCUGCUUCUUUUCACGAUCUUCUCCAUGGAGAAUGCAGGAGCUGAUUUAGCCAAAACAUGCCCCGUUGGAUGGACAAAUUUUGGACUCCGAUGCUACAAGUACAUCUCUCAGCCGGCUAACUGGAUCACAGCAGAGAGAAACUGUCAAAGUCUUGGUGCGAAUCUCGCAUCUGUGCGUAAUAAACUGGAAAAUAAUUUCCUGCUGAGUCUGUUGCCUACUUCUGUCACACGUUCUUGGGUUGGUGCUCAUGAUGGUGUACAAGAAGGACAGUGGUUUUGGAGUGAUGGAACUCCAUUUUUAUAUACCAACUGGUGCUCUGGAGAACCUAACAAUCAGCGUCCCGAGAACUGUUUGGAGAUCAACUGGACCUCUAACCGUUGCUGGAAUGAUGCGCCCUGUUCAAUCUUAAAGAGCUAUUUAUGUGUUAAGGACCUGUGAGAUCAUUUGCAGUCAUCCUGUUCCACAGUUACUUUGAUUGAACUACAUUUACUUUUUCUGAUCUUAUUUUUACAAAAAUGUUAUUCUGAAAUAAAACCUCUUCUAAACUUUAAUCUCUUCUCAAUAUUUUGAAACACUCCUCAAACUAAUA